This is a messenger RNA of Thunnus maccoyii (southern bluefin tuna), 2947 nucleotides long. It is a transcript of the gene rcor1, whose product is annotated as REST corepressor 1. Gene Ontology annotation, molecular function: transcription corepressor activity. Gene Ontology annotation, biological process: negative regulation of DNA-templated transcription; regulation of transcription by RNA polymerase II. The coding region runs from base 1280 to 2677 and encodes 465 amino acids. NCBI's taxonomy places the organism in Eukaryota, Metazoa, Chordata, Actinopteri, Scombriformes, Scombridae. The transcript has 13 exons. The record is from RefSeq and is a predicted model, not a curated record. Gene Ontology annotation, cellular component: transcription regulator complex; histone deacetylase complex.
UCUUAAAUUUUAAAGUUACACGGUAUGUAGAUAUCUGUGUGUGUAUCUGCUGUAUUUAUACUUUUACAUCAUGUUAUUAUGAGUGCUGAUGGAGCAGCUGCCAUGUUAGCACUUCUGAUCUGAACUCCAUUCAGAAAAGAAGCAUUUUAACAGUUGUUUACUUGUCGUCUUGCUGACAAAAGAUGAAUUCAGACUUUUUACAAAUUGGCAUUAUGAUGUAGUUAUUUCAUCCUUUCCAUUCGUUUAUUGCAAAUAAAUCAGAGCAAAAUCUGAGUUUAUUUUGGGUUCAUCCCACUUUAAGGUCUGUGGUUGUUGUCUGGGAAGUGCAGUAAAUCAACAGAUGUUUGGGGGGAGUUUUGUGUGAGGGGUUAAUGCAGUUUAUCAGCAAAACUAACAGAGAAGAGUAAAUAAUGUGUCUCUGAGUGUUUACAGAUAAGUGUAGGUGUGACUUGUCAGCAGGAGGACUGAGCUUCAGUAACAUCACUGUGCUGAAUGUUAAACCUAAACCCAGUCAAACUCCAAGUGACACAAGGUGAAAAUUCACUUCGGGUUCGGUGUGAACACACCGUUACAAACCUACCAACGAGAUCAUUUAACUGUUUUGUGGAAAAACUAUAUCAGACAUGAAUUAUUAUUCAAAAUGGAGUACUUUAUAUACAAGUUAAACUAUGUCUGAAAGAGUCUCUCUCUGUCACACACACACACACACACACACACACAUACACACACACACACAUACACACAAGUUUGCUUAAGUCACUUUUGGGGUAUUUACAUAGACUUGCAUUCAUUUCCUGGAGACUUACCUUAAGCCUAACCAUAAUCACCGACCCAACAGUCAGCCUUUUACCAAUUGGAGACACAGCUUUUGUCCCCAAUUGGACAAACGAUCCCCAGUUAACUGGUCUUCAGUCUGGUUUGUGUCCCUGAAAGUGACUUAAGUCACAAUCACACACACACACACACACACACACACACACACACACACACACCACACCACACACACGCACUGAGCCGCUGAUCGAUCACCGUCAGUCUGUUUGAUCAGCUUCAGUCCAGCUGGUUCUGGUUGGUUCUGGUUCCGGGUUGGUUGUUCCGGAACUUUUGUGACUCGGUGUGAAGCUUGAAUCCCGGGUUAACAGUUAGCUUAGCUUCGGUUAGCUGCAGGUCACGGGUCAUUCCCGGAACAGAGUCUGCUGUCCGGAACACACAGUUAGCUUCCGUUAGCUUAGCUCCGCGGCUGCUAGCAGGUAGUUAGCAGUUAGCAGUUAGCCUCGGCAUGCCGGCGAUGCUGGACAGAAACCCGGAGGUCCCGGGGAAACGGAGGGGCAGAGCUCCAGCGGGCGGCGGCGGCGGCGGCGGCACCGGCCCUGGACCAGCAGCUCACCCCGGCGGGAAGAGCCUGUCCGGUAAUGGAACCAGCACAAACAGCUGCUGGGAAGAAGGAAGUUCAGGCUCAAGCAGCGACGAGGAACAUGGUGGAGGUGGGAUGCGGGUCGGACCGCAGUAUCAAGCCGUGGUUCCGGACUUUGACCCGGACGUGGCCCAGGCAGCUCAGCUCCGAGAGAACCUCGGCAUGUUGGUGUGGAUCCCCAGCAGCUGUCUGAACCAGACUCAGUUGGACGAGUACAUCGCCAUCGCCAAAGAGAAACAUGGUUACAACAUGGAGCAGGCUCUCGGCAUGCUUUUCUGGCACAAACACAACAUUGAGAAAUCUCUGGCUGACCUGCCAAACUUCACUCCCUUCCCUGACGAGUGGACGGUGGAGGACAGAGUCCUGUUCGAACAGGCCUUCAGCUUCCACGGAAAGAGCUUCCACCGCAUCCAGCAGAUGUUACCUGAUAAAUCAAUGGCCAGUUUGGUUCGGUUUUAUUACUCCUGGAAGAAAAGUCGCAGUAAAACCAGUCUGAUGGACCGACAGACCCGCAAACACAAAAGAGAGAGAGAUGACAGUGAUGAUGAGGUGGAGGACAGUAAUGGAAAUCCUCCCAGUGACUCUGAGUUCAACCCAACUAAAGACGACAAGAAGGAGGUUAGCUCUGGAUCAGAGAGGUCAGAGGUCAAACCAGCUAUUGGACUGAAGUCAGGAGGGAAGGCGUCUCAGCGGGUGAAGAAACGUCCUCCAAGAGGAAUGUUCCUGAAUCAGCAGGACGUUGUCUCGCUGUCCUCCAGUUCUGCUCAGGGACUCAUCCGCCAGCUGGACGUUCAGCUGGUCUCCAUCAAGAGACAGAUUCAGACCAUCAAACAGUCGAACAGCACUCUGAAGGAGAAGCUCAGCUCAGGAGUUGAGGAGUUCAGGCAACCAGAGGUGAAUCAGAAGUUUAACAGUCGUUGGACCACUGAGGAGCAACUGCUGGCUGUACAAGCCAUCAGAAAGUAUGGACGGGACUUCCAGGCGAUCUCCGAUGUGAUUGGUAACAAGUCUGUGGUGCAGGUGAAGAACUUCCUGGUGAACUACAGACGCAGGUUUAACCUGGACGAGGUCCUGCUGGAGUGGGAGGCGGAGCACGGUGUGGAGGGCGGAGCCACCGGGGACGAUGACAAGAUGGAGGUCGGUCCUGCCGAGGAGGAGGAGGAGACUGUUGUCAGGGAGACGAAGGAGGCUGUCAUCAGAGAGACGAAGGAGGAGUCGUCCUCUCCGGCGGACUUGGACUCCCAGAAGCCUUUGCCCUCCUGAGGAUCUCUGACUCCGCCCCUCUGUUUUUUAUGAUGUCAUCAUUUUUUAAAAUUUUACUUCCUGGUUAUCAAUUAGAAUGUUGGACUUUUAUUGAUCAAUCAAUUGAUCAGGUAUGUGUGAUCUGAUGAACUGUCAUCACUGUUCUGGACCAAUCAGGAAAUAGAAAUGACCUGUCAAUCAAAGUGGGUGGGGCCUGUUUUAUUGAUAUUUUAUGUUUUUAAAGGUAUAAUAUGCAGGAUUUGUCAGUUGGUGUUUGUAAACACACAGCAU